AUGUCCGGCCCAAUCGAGAUCCAGAAUCUCAAGAGCCGCGACCCCUUCGCCGAAGCCGACGAGGACUCGGGACAGACUACUCAAACCCAGGAGUACAUCCAUAUCCGCAUCCAACAGCGUAAUGGCCGCAAAACCUUGACUACCGUGCAAGGAAUUCCCAGCAAGUUUGACCACAAGAAGAUUCUCAAGGUCAUCAAGAAGGAAUUCGCUUGCAAUGGCACCAUCAUCAGUGACACCGAGUCCAAGGGCAUGGGCGAGGUGAUCCAGCUUCAGGGCGAUCACCGUGCCAAGAUUAGAGAGUUCCUCAUCAACCCCGAGACCGGUCUUGGUCUCGAUGAGAAGACCAUCAAGGUCCACGGCUUCUAA
Messenger RNA from Thermochaetoides thermophila DSM 1495, 366 nucleotides. RefSeq lists its product as uncharacterized. NCBI's taxonomy places the organism in Eukaryota, Fungi, Ascomycota, Sordariomycetes, Sordariales, Chaetomiaceae. The record is from RefSeq and is a predicted model, not a curated record. Gene Ontology annotation, biological process: translational initiation. Gene Ontology annotation, molecular function: RNA binding; translation initiation factor activity; ribosomal small subunit binding. Gene Ontology annotation, cellular component: eukaryotic 43S preinitiation complex. The transcript has 5 exons. Bases 1 to 366 code for a protein of 121 amino acids.